Molecule: messenger RNA, 6766 nt
Organism: Papilio machaon (common yellow swallowtail)
Lineage: Eukaryota; Metazoa; Arthropoda; Insecta; Lepidoptera; Papilionidae
Exons: 18
Coding region: 405-6629 (2074 amino acids)
Cellular component (GO): cytosol
Molecular function (GO): protein binding
Source: RefSeq, a predicted model, not a curated record
ACAAAACAGUUAGAGUAAGCAAGACAGCUGAUUUUGUACUUGUUGGUUCUAAGUAGUUUCUACAGUAAAAAGAAAUGUGUCAAUUUGUUUUUAGAUAUUUUUGUCGUUUUAAGAACUUAAAAUAAUUAGAUCUUAAAUCACUAACAUCAUAAACAAGUUGUUUUACAAAACAAAACAGUUAGACAAGCAAAUAAGCUAGUAAACGUAAUAACUUGUGACGUGACCGACUUUGUAAGCAUCUCGAUAUCGAUUCCCCUGUUGGCCGCUAGAGCGCACUCACGUCUAAUUCCAAAUAUGGCGGCACGAUCAAUGAAGUAGUAGAGUGUAGUGAUGUCUAGUGUAAAAAAUUGAAAUGUUCGAGGUCUGUGUUAGUUUUGUGUAUGGUAUGAACAAAUAAAUGGGCCAUGGGAAGAGGCCAGGAAUUAUUAGAUGCCGCGCGUGAAGGCGAUAGAUGGACUGUGGAGAAAAUACUCGGUCAAAUAACUAAAAGGAGUGGUCCGUUUACAAGUUUGCGGAGAGGAGCCGGCGUCAAUGUUCAAGAUGAUAACGGGUAUACGCCUCUACAUCACGCGUGUUUACGUGGGCACAAAGACAUAGUUCAAGUUCUGCUGUCCGUAGACGCGUUACCAACCGUUGUGGACAAGAAGGGAGCAACGCCACUACAUCUAGCGGCGUGGAAGGGAGACUCUGACAUCGUUUCUAUGUUGUUAGAACAUAACAAUCCAUCUGUUAACAUCGACCAAAGGACGUCUAACCAAGAGACAGCGUUGUUAAUAGCCGCUCAAUCCGGUUAUGUGGACGUGGUCGCGCAGCUGUUGUCAAGAGGCGCAGAUGCCGAACUCAGGAAUAUGAAGGAUGAGAGUGCUUUAGAUCUAGCGGCACAGUACGGUCGGUUGGAGACUGUGCAACACAUGCUCAGAGCACGGCCGUUGUUGGUGCAGCCAUACAAGUAUCCCAACACCAGGGAACACAUAUUCCCGUCAUCAACUCCCUUGCAUCGAGCCAGCAAAAAUGGACACAAGGAGGUAGUGAUAGCUUUACUAGAAGCUGGUUUCGAUCCUAACGUGAGGUCGUACUCUGGUACACCGCUGCAUGAGGCGGCUUGCUUCGGCAAAGCGUCUGUGGUUCGUGCCCUACUCGAGAAGGGUGCGGAUCUACAUGCAGUUAACAGUAAGGGGAUGACAGUGGACAGACUACUUCUGGAAUAUUCCGGAGAACCGUCCAAAAGAGUCAGGAGGGUUAUACGGGAGUAUGAAAGUAUGGCAUGUAAUUACCACGAAAGCGAAGAAGACAUUCCACCAUUCCCAGUGCAAGGAUACAGUCCCACCGGAUAUCCAGCCUCCUCCCAUAUGAAAGCCCCAGUGACCCAGAAAAAUACUAACAAAACCGAAAGCUUAUUUCCGUCAUCUUCGUCUCUAACAAAAAAUAUUCAACCUCAAAGUUUUGUCAAAAAGCUUGCUUCGAAGUGCUUGGGCUUGAAAGCGAAAUUUAAUUCUGCUCCUAAUAUUUCUAACAAUUCGGGUUUAGAGUCGGAAACUGAUGCUAAAUCGAAACAAUCUGAAAGUAAAAACUCGGUUAAUACUUUGCUAAUUGGUAAUAGUAAAUUUUUUAAAAUAUUGUCGAAAAAGGAGGAGUCAGGUGAUAUUAUUUGUAACGAUGAAUUUGAUACUAUUUCCUUAGACAGAUUAGGGAUAUUAAAUAGAGAUUCUACUGUUAAUCGAAGUAACCGAAGUUGCCCCGGAUUUAAAACAUCGUUGCCUAACAUAUCGGAAAACAAUGAAAUAAGCGAUUCCCAAGAAUCUAUAGUUAAUUGUUCUGCAGCUGUCGACGAAAAUUAUGGCAACAACGAUUCUUUCACACCGCCACCUACUGAAGCAGUGAAUUAUGCUGCAAAGCUUAGUAGUUUAUUUGAACCCAGAAAUUUGGUUAAUCGUAAAUCAUUGAUUUCUACGACUUCGUUAGAAUCAGCUACUUUGAUAAACGAAUGUUACGAAUCAUAUGAAUUCUCUUCAAAAAAUUCUAUUUCGUACAUUGAACCAAUUACGACCUCACACAACAGUGCUCAGUUACCAAAGCCCACACCGAGAUCAAAUAAUGUAAAUGUGAAUGAUAAUGAUGUAACCAUGUACGAAAAUGUUGUUAUUGAAAGUAAACAAUCUCGUCCAACACCCGCUAUCAGAACUCAUAUUCCCCCAAAAAAGCUUAUGGACGAUUCAGAACAAAGACCUCUAUAUGAAAAUAUAUCUCUGACACGGGAACGAAGACUACCAGAAGUACCAAAGCGAAGCAUUACAUUGGCACAAGAGAGAUCCAACAACACUUCACCCAAUAUAAGUAGGUCAUCAACUUUGUCUUCUGAUUCCAUGAUCGAUGAAUCAAAUUUAGAGGACAUACUAUUAUCAACAAAAUCUAAAUCAUUUCGUCAUACUAAAAUAUCUGUUAUCGACAGCAACACAAAUAAAUCAAAAGUUCAAAGGACACUUUCGGAUUCAUCAGAUUCGUCUAAUCAUACCGAAGCCAGUGCAUUAGAAAAUGUUGAUUGUACUGGUGAUGAUGCCAACGAUAUGAGUAUUCGCUUAUCAAUGACUGGUACAUUACCCAGUAAGAAAACGGAAGGUAAUGGACGUAAGAAAGUUCUCUUUAGACAUAAAACAUUCACUAAUAUAGAACAUGACAGAAAUUCAACGAAUAUUAGAGAUUUGCCCAAAUGGAGUAGCACGAUAUUAAAAGAUACGCUACCAAAUUAUCACAUUAAAGGUACAGGUCACUGCAUAUAUAAAGCGCCAACAGUCCAGGAAUUUAUAGAUAUUUUUAAUAGAGAAACACUUUGCAAAGAUCCUCUUACAACAGCACUAUCCACUACCGACAAGAGAGAUAGUUAUUUUGAAACAGCGAUAUGUUUUUGUAAGCCAAAACGUCCUAAAAAUCAUGCCAGUGCAGAGGAUUUGCUAGAAAUUAAUCAGGUUGAGGACGAAGAAGUAAUAAUUGAUAUGGAAGAUUUCAGGAAUAAAAUGGAAUUGAGAUCUUCAUCAUUUCGUUGUUUCUGCGACAGUAAAAGCUGCAAAAUGCACGAUGAUCACAGAAGGAAUAAUAUCGAUUUUGUUAUAAAGUUUUCUGCUAUAAAGAGAAGUCUCUCUACCCCAGAUAUCACACUCGAAGCUUCUCCUAUUUCGACAGUACAAAAACCGCGUUUAACUAAAAUAAAAUCAGUUCCGUCAAACCUUGAAGAACCUUAUACCAGUGGUAAAGUUGAACAAAUAGCCCCGAGUCAUUGUGCAAAUACAAAUGACAAUACACCACUAUAUUCCUCCCCUGCAUAUGUAACAAUGUCAUCUCAUACUUCGACUUCAUCAUCUUAUGAACGUUAUUCCGUUAAAGAUAUCGCUGAAGUAAUAUCAAUAGGUAGUCAUACAACAUCAGCCGACACUAACCCACAAGCUUCUGAUACUGUGCAUUUACCGCCACGUCAAUCGAGCUCAUCGGAACACUCCGGUCAUUGGUCACUGCAAUCGUGUAAUUCUAACGUCACGAUUAAAUCUGAUGCAUCCUUUAAGACAUGCCUCGAAGAGUCUUCCGAGGAAGAUUCAGAUGACAAUUCCCAUUCAGACGAAGAAAUCUCAGACGCCGAGACCGUUAAAUCCGAUAUAAGUACCACGAAACGGCCGUGGGUACACAGCGACUCGUUCAAAUUUGGUAGCAGGGAUUCCAAAUUUGAAAUCGAGGCGAUUUUGGAGGAUAGCGAACACAAUCUGGAGUCGAAAUGUGAGAGCGGAAUAAGUGUGGCUAGUUCUGAGAGUUCUUCGUCGGGGUCCGAGGACGACAGCGGUGUUCCGAGGGUAGAUGCGGAUGUGCUUGACUGUGCUUCGCUUGAGCGGGUGCGGGGGGCCGGGGGUGUUUGCAGCGGGUCGGGGCGGAGGCGCUGGGAGGAGGCGGAGGGUACGAGCGAGGGCGACGCCCUCAGCGUGUCCAGCGCGGCUUCCAGCUGCGCGCCCUUGCAUCUCGCGCAUCAUCACGACUAUAGUAAAGUUUCGCCGACGCCCCCCAAGAAACCCCCCCGACGGAAUCUGUCGGUGUCCCCCACCCACGCCAACUCCCCCUCCUCUGGCUACAGCUACGAGUUAAGGGCGCACGCCAGGAGCCAGGAUGAUUUGGAUGAAAUACAGGGUGCUAAACAUUAUCUCAAGCAUGGUCGCUCGGUAGAUCAGUACGUGGACGGUAAACUAUCGUAUGCCGAAUAUGAGGAGAACCAUAACUCUCCCAGAGUAAUUCCCAUCCCUAAUCCCAGACCCAGUCUCAAGAACCGUUCGCAACCCGUCGCCAUCACGGCUAUGUACGAAAAUGUCGUCAUAAAAGAACAGAAUCCCAGACGAAAGCUUCGGAGAAACAACUUCCCUCCUUCCUACGAAAACGUCGAGAUCAGAAUGAACGACACCAGAUCUAGAAAGUUCUCGAACCAGGAACGGUCUUCCCUUGAAAGUCUUUUAGACGAUCAGUCGAUGAAUAGCCCAAGCGAAUGUGAACGGUAUUACGAUAGGCAUAAAGCGACUAUUCCUUUAUCACCGACACAUUACGAUCAGCCCCCGACUCCCGACCAUCCGCCACCUUCAGCCAAACAAGCAGAGAACAGCAUUCACGAACGGAUCAGGCCGCUGAGUCAGGAAUACAAACGGAGAUCCAUGCUGCGCGACAGUCAGACUGAGACUGAGAUGUGCUUGCUGCGCGCCGCGUCCGCCGCGUCAGUCGCCAGUGGCGCCACGGACCGCAGCGGGAACACUGACAACUACGUGGAGGAGUACGUCUGCGAUGUUCCAUUUGCUGGCCUCUUCAAAGGCUCAACCACAACACUCGACGGCAUCGGUCUUCGGCCGAUGCCAGCCGAAAGGCCGAAGACGUUACGGAAACUGAAAUCAGUGUACGACGCCUCCCCGACAGACCCGCCGACCAUCACCAACACGAACAUAAGCAGCAAUGGACAAGUGGACAGGAAUAUCAAUGGAAUGGAAGACGAGGUCAGAAGACGGAGUAAUACGACUAGUUCCACACAUAGCGGGGACAAGUCACUCUCAAUACUCAGCCCCUUUGAUGAGCAGGAGGAAUGGGCGAAGAUCUCCGAGAUAAUGGCGUCGUUCGGAAGUAAGCUGGUACGAGAAUCCGUAUUCGUGUCAGAAUUGGAACAGGAAUUUACGUCGCGCCUCGGCCUUAGUUGCUCCGAGUCAAGUCUUAGUCCCUCAGUGGCUUCGAACCUUGGUUUCUGGCUCUCCAGUCUCGGUCUGCAUGAUUACGAACCACUCUUCCUGGAGAGCGGUUACGAUGAUAUCGAAUUUAUUAACGGCAUACUCGAUGAGAACGACCUCCGCGAAAUGGGAAUCGAAGAAAACGAUAGACAGAAGAUAUUGGAAUCCGCAAAACAAUUACCUCUUAAGAUAACUGAAAUAAGCAAUAAUCAUAACAAUAAUAAUAUAAGUAAAAACCAGAACGAAACAGUAGACGAAUGGUUAAGAAACAUUAAUCUAGAACAAUAUAGUGAUACGUUUAGAAAACAUUUAUAUGUAGAUAUGGAUAGGGUUAAGAGAAUUUGGGAGGUGGAACUGACGGCUGUUUUGGAGAUACAGAAAGCGGGACAUCGGAAGAGAAUCCUGUGCUCGGUAUCCGGAGAACAUAACGGACCAGUCAGUAAUUUAGAAGAUAUUAAUGUUGAUCUCAACACGUUGAAAAGUAAUAUACAACAACUAAAAGAAGAAAUUAAAGAGAAAUUACCUUCGGAAAAUUUGAAACCUGUGCCGCCUCCUGUAGUUCCUAGCCUAGCGCCCCCUGGAGGGGAAACAUUGAAGCGCAGUAAGAAAAACAGGCCCGCGCCCCAGCCGCCGAGACCCUCGGAUUUGGAGAUCAGGGCGCCAUCGGAACUUCUAGUCGGUGUUCCGGGGGCGCUGAAAACUCAGUGGAAGCAUCAGCCGUUCGUACUUGUCACUGGGGCGGUCACGUAUGUUGCUAAUUAUCUGGGAUCGACUGUGGUAAAGGAGCUCCGAGGAACUGAAUCAACAAAGAAGUCAAUACAAAAACUAAAGAAGACUACUAAAGAGCCUCGGGACUCUCCGGACAUUAUACUGUCCAUUAGCUACAGAGGAGUUAAGUUCCUAAACACUAUUACAAGGGAGUUGAUCUGCGAGCACGAGAUAAGGAACAUCCACUGCGCGUGCCAGGACGCAGACGACCUGACACACUUCGCAUAUAUCACCAAGGACCACUCCACCCGCAGUCACUACUGCCAUGUCUUCAGAGUCGCUACAAUGGAUCAAGCUACCGAAGUAAUCUUAACACUAGGCGAGGCGUUCGAAGUGGCUUACCAAAUGGCACUAAGGGAGCAAUCGAAUCGUUCGAGAGUGACCCAGUCGUUAACUAAAACACCAACACAUGACCCCACGACAACCAACAAAGAGAAACUCAAUAUGAACCACGGAAGGUCCCAUUCCAUUACAGAGAUCAAGUUAAAUGGUCACCAGUUAAAGAUCGCUCCCAUACCAGCUUCGUUGUCCAAUGAAGAUUUCCAAGCGUCUAGAAAUUCUGAUGGUUCCAGAAGCCCAAGAACUCCUCUACUAAAAGCACCCAUCGCUUCCACAGAAGAAUUGUGAAACCGAAUAUAAAGUAAUUUUUCCAUAGAUAAUUUUUGUAAGUUGUUUUUACAUCCAUUUUUUGUGUUUUUUCCACGCACAGAUUAUUCUGUGACAUAUUGAAUGAUGGAUUUGAAAAUAUUUUCAUAUAAACUUUU